Molecule: messenger RNA, 3219 nt
Organism: Uranotaenia lowii
Lineage: Eukaryota; Metazoa; Arthropoda; Insecta; Diptera; Culicidae
Exons: 1
Coding region: 1-3219 (1072 amino acids)
Biological process (GO): DNA integration
Molecular function (GO): nucleic acid binding
Source: RefSeq, a predicted model, not a curated record
AUGUACGAAGAAUACAUCAACAAUUUUAUCAUAGCGGGUCACAUAAGCAGAGCAGAGCCAUCUACGAAACAGCAACGCACGAUAUUCCUGCCUCACCAUUGCGUGCUGAAGGAGGACAGCACUACGACGAAACUUCGAGUGGUUUUUAACGGGUCGAUGAAAUCCAGCAACGGAGUGACGCUCAACGACUUGCUGAUGACAGGGCCGGUCGUGCAGAAGUCUCUUUACUGCAUUCUUCUCAAUUUCCGAACCCAUCGAGUUGCAUUAACCGGAGAUAUCGAGAAAAUGUAUCUGCAGGUUAGAGUGUCACCAGAGGAUAGCGAUCGGAUUCGUAUGAUCUGGCAAGAGCCGGGUCGAAAGGUGGCUGAGUACCGGAUGAACACAGUCACGUUUGGUUUAGCAUGCGCACCUUUUCUGGCAACACGCACCCUUAAACAACUUUUCAUCGAUGAGGGCAACGAGUUUCCGAUAGCGAAGGAAUCGGAAAAUGACAUCUACGUCGACGACUGCUUGACCGGUGCUGACACCGUCGAGGAAGCCAUCGAGAAACGGAUGCAACUGACUAGACUCCUACAGAAAGGCGGAUUUCCCAUUCGCAAGUGGGCCUCAAAUGAAUCUUCAGUGCUGCGAGCUGUUCCACCCAACGACCGAGCAAGUGAGUUGGCCUUAGACCUCGAACCCGACCCAACAAUCAAGACGCUUGGGCUAAAAUGGCAGUGUCGCAGUGAUUUGUUCGUGUUUGUGGCGAAUUGUGAUCCCUUCCAAGCCGUAUUCACCAAACGACAAGUGCUCUCAACGAUAGCGAAGAUAUUUGAUCCUCUAGGAUUGAUCGGACCCGUCGUAACUAUUGCAAAGGUCUUCAUGCAGGAGAUAUGGAAGAUUGCCAGUGACUGGUCAGACCCGCUACCGGCCUCUUUCAACCAACGAUGGAGGACGUACCUGACCCAUCUACGAGAAGUCUGGAGAAUUAAGGUGCCUAGGAGAAGCAUCUCGAUCGACAAACCCACACGCAUCUAUCUACACGGUUUCUGUGACGCGUCGGAGCUCGCAUAUGGGGCGGUAAUCUACUUACGCGCCAUUGACAAGUAUGGUAACACCAGUUCGCGCCUUCUGUGCUCGAAGUCAAAGGUUUGUCCGAUCAAUCGCCCAACGAUUCCUCGCAGCGAAUUGUGCGCUGCCGCACUAUUAGCAGAAUUGAUAAAGACGGUCAAGCAGAAUCUUCGCCUAGAGAUCAACCAAACCUUAGCCUUCAGUGAUUCGAUGACGACUUUAGCGUGGAUAGCGGGUGACCCAUCAAGAUGGAAGACGUUCGUAGCAAAUCGCGUGGUGCAGAUCAACGAGAUUCUUCCUGCAAUCAACUGGAGGCACGUACGCACCCAUCAGAAUCCAGCCGAUCUCUUAAGUCGAGGUGCAGCUCCCGUGUCACUUGCUGAAAAUCAUCUGUGGUGGUCGGGUCCGGACUGGGAACCUGAAAGUUUACGAGAGCCGCAAGAAGUUCAUCUUGCGCCAAAGGAGAAGGAGGCGAUGGACAACGAGAAGCGCAGGUCAGCAGAGGUGGCUUCUUACUACAUGGUAGCUAGCGAUCUUCUAGAUGACAUCAUAGCGAGGUAUUCAUCUUAUCGAACUAUGGUCAGAGUUACAUCCUGGAUGAUCCGUUUCGUCGUCAACAUUCAACUCCCCCGAGAACACCGAAACACAGGUCCUUUAUCAGUGGGUGACUAUGAGGCAGGUGAAAGAAUGCUCGUCCGAUAUUCACAACAUCAGGCGUUCGACGCUGAAAUCACGGCACUUCAACCAGUGCUUCAACAAGGCGAACCCUUGCCGCAUAAGAGUAAACUGUGGCCAUUAACACCAUUUCUGGAUGGCGGACUCCUCAGGGUGGGCGGCAGGUUGGCGAGGGCGGAUAUGAUCUACGAGUCGAAACACCCUUGGAUCCUACCCGCAGGUUGUCGUUUAGCGAAGGUUUUGUUUCAUCAAGAACACGUGAAGAAUCAUCACAUCGGAGCACAAGCACUACUGGCGUUCACUCGGCGACGAUUUUGGGUUCCAAACGGAAGGAAUUUGGCACGCAAUACUGUUUGGAGCUGCAUUCCGUGCUAUCGAAAGAGCCCAGAGCGUGGUUUGACUCAGCCAAUCAUGGGACAGCUUCCACCAGAACGAGUGAAUCAGGCCCCCCCAUUUUUCAUCAGCGGAGUCGAUUACGGUGGCCCCAUCACAUUGGUCGAUCGUCGCGGCAGAGGCGCAACAUCAACGAAAGGGUACAUCGCUAUAUUUGUAUGCUACGCAACAAGAGCCGUUCACAUCGAAGCGGUUACGAAACUCACAACUACCGCGUGUCUCGCAGCGUUGAGGCGUUUCAUCGGGCGUAGAGGAGCAGUUGGACAUCUCUAUAGCGACAAUGGUACAAAUUUCCAAGGAGCAUCGCGAGAAAUGCGGGCAUGGUACAAAAAAAUCCAAUCGGAUGAUCACAAUCAGCGAGUCGCUAAUUUCCUGUCGGCUGGAGGCACACAGUGGCAUUUCAACGUUCCCGGAGUCCCUCAUCUAGGCGGCCUGUGGGAAGCGGCGAUAAAAACCGCAAAACACCACCUCAACAUCGUGACCGGAAACGCGCGCUUAACCUUCGAAGAAUUUACCACUUUGUUGAUCGAAAUUGAGGCAAUCAUGAACUCAAGACCAAUUUCUCCAUGCUCAAAUGAUCCAAACGAUCUUCAAGCCUUGACACCGGGUCAUUUGCUGAUUGGACGACCCAUCAAGGAGCAGAAUGAAAACGGAAAUUAUCUUCCCAAUCCAGAUGUCCCCUACGACUUAAGAUUCCGGUACAUAAUGGAGCUGAAGAACCAUUUCUGGGAACGUUGGCACAGGGAAUAUAUUCCCGAACUCCAAAUCAAAGGAAAAUGGCAAAAACCUUCGAACGAGAUUAUUCCCGGGGAUCUAGUUCUCAUCAGAUCCAAAAAUUUACUUUCAACCCAGUGGAGAUUAGGUCGGGUGCUGAAGUUGCACGAUAGUCCGGAUGGUCAUCCCAGGUUAGCAACAGUAAGGGUCCAGUCCGGAGAAAUAACUCAAACCAUACACAACAUAAGUAAGCUUCCAACAACCGAACGGGAAAAUUCAUUAAGAAUUUUGGUGGGCGGAAUGUUGCGGCCUCAACCCACUGCCGGGGCACCAUAUCGUGCCGCACCAGCCUCUGAAAGCAUACCUUGGGGAGGCUGCAAACCGUGA